CCUGCAAGGGAGAAAAGGGGAAGCCUCCUGCCCGCCCGCCCUCCGUGCGCCGCGCAGAAGUCGCGGUGGGUCUAGUCCAGCCCAGCCCAGGGCCGGGAGAGCGGCUCCUUCCUUCUCGGCGGGGCUGCCUGGCCUGGGGGCUCUCCAAGCCGCAGCCUCUUUCGACACCUCGGCACGGGAGCCAAAGUUCGCGAGCCGAGGAGGACGAGGCCUGCCCCGCGGCGGCCCCCGCGCCACAAGGCCCCAGCAUGGCCAAGAGGAGCCCCAGGGACUGGCGGGCAAACUUUGCGCUGAAGAACAGCUUGGUGAAGGAGGGCCUCUCCGAGUUCCUGGGCACCUUCGUGAUGGUCACCUUGGGAUUGGGGUGUGUGGCCCAGUCGGUGCUGAGCAGAGGAGAGCUGGGAGGCGCCCCGGUGAUCUCCGUGGGCUUUGCCAUGGCCGUCACCAUCGCCAUCUACGUCGCAGGAGGCGUUUCCGGGGGCCACAUCAACCCAGCCGUCUCCUUUGCCAUGUGCAUCACCGGCAAGAUGCCCUGGGCCAAGUUCCCCGUUUAUGUCCUCACCCAGUUUCUCGGAGCCUUUGUGGGAGCAGCUGCUGUCUUCGGGAUCAACUACGACGCACUGAUGUUCUACACUGGGGGGAACUUAACUGUCACCGGCCACACGGGCACUGCCCAUAUCUUCGCUACAUACCCAGCUGAAUACCUCUCCACGACCAACGGAUUUGCCGACCAGGUGAUCUCGACCGCCUUCCUUCUCCUGGGCGUCUUCGCCAUCUUUGAUGCGGAAAACCUGGGGGUUCCAAAGGGGCUGGAGCCCAUCGGGGUGGGGCUCCUCAUCAUCUUGCUGACCUCCGCCAUGGCCAUGAACAGCGGCUGCGCCAUGAACCCUGCCCGCGACCUCAGCCCCCGUCUCUUCACCUUCCUUGCCGGAUGGGGGCCUGAGGUCUUCACGGCCGGCAACCACUGGUGGUGGGUCCCAGUCGUUGGUCCCAUGGUUGGGGCCGGUUUUGGGGCCGCUAUCUACAUGCUGUUUAUUGAACUGCACCAUUCCCAGCCGCAGCCGCCACAGAGCAAUGCAACUCACGACAAAUACGAACUCACCAGCAUGUAGGGAGGGGGCAAGUUGCUUCAAGCCUGUCCCUGGCUUGUUCCGGAGCUGCGUCCUGUCCCGAGAACCAUUCCAGUUUCACCAAGAGAAUCUCUAAAAUGAACUCCAGACCAGGCAAAGCCUGCAGCAUUCGUUUGUGCCCAUUUCUCAGGUUACGCCACUGACCUGCGCGCAUUGAUAAAGCGCCACACAUUUGGUUUACGUGACUGCACAAUGCCUCUUUUUGUGCCGUGCUUUGCCAAGCCGUGCUCAUCCUUCAGUGAAACACCACACAAAAGGCACAUGCUGAGACUGCGGUUUUGUGGUAUGUUUUUCAAUAUGUGCCAUGCUAAUGGGGAGGGGGGACGGACAUGAAGGGACACCCAACCGUGGAUGCAAAGAGCUCUGAACAAAUCUUGGUAAUAAACGGGGGUUUUCACUGA
This is a messenger RNA of Heteronotia binoei (common prickly gecko), 1531 nucleotides long. RefSeq names its product aquaporin 9 (gene AQP9). NCBI's taxonomy places the organism in Eukaryota, Metazoa, Chordata, Lepidosauria, Squamata, Gekkonidae. The coding region runs from base 249 to 1112 and encodes 287 amino acids. Gene Ontology annotation, cellular component: basolateral plasma membrane; plasma membrane. Gene Ontology annotation, biological process: water transport; glycerol transmembrane transport. The transcript has 6 exons. Gene Ontology annotation, molecular function: glycerol channel activity; water channel activity; urea transmembrane transporter activity. The record is from RefSeq and is a predicted model, not a curated record.